Messenger RNA from Peromyscus leucopus (white-footed mouse), 1846 nucleotides. RefSeq names its product GLI pathogenesis related 2 (gene Glipr2). Lineage: Eukaryota; Metazoa; Chordata; Mammalia; Rodentia; Cricetidae. Bases 104 to 568 code for a protein of 154 amino acids. The record is from RefSeq and is a predicted model, not a curated record. Gene Ontology annotation, cellular component: extracellular region. The transcript is spliced from 5 exons.
AGCCGCCCUUGCCCCUCCUGGCCCGGGCCAGCUGCUGGGACCCGCCACCCGGCGCAGCGCAGCGCAGCGGCGGCGGAGCAGAGGAGCGCACACACAACCGGCCAUGGGCAAGUCAGCUUCCAAACAGUUUAAUAACGAGGUCCUGAAGGCCCACAACGAGUACCGGGCUCAGCACGGUGUCCCCCCACUGAAGCUUUGCAAGAAGCUCAACCAGGAAGCUCAGCAGUAUUCAGAGGCCCUGGCCAGCACAAGAAUCCUCAAGCACAGCCCAGAGUCCAGUCGUGGCCAGUGUGGAGAGAACCUGGCGUGGGCAUCCUACGACCAGACAGGAAAGGAAGUGGCUGAUCGGUGGUACAGUGAAAUCAAGAACUACAACUUCCAGCAGCCUGGCUUCACCUCGGGCACGGGACACUUCACAGCCAUGGUAUGGAAGAAUACAAAGAAGAUAGGCAUAGGCAAGGCGUCUGCAAGUGAUGGGUCCUCCUUUGUGGUGGCCAGGUACUUCCCAGCAGGGAAUGUCGUCAACCAGGGCUUCUUCGAAGAAAAUGUGCCACCUCCAAAGAAGUAACUCUCAAACGUAAAAGAAGGCGGAGACACAUACGAAGUGCCUAUAGAACAACAAAGAACCAGCCGAGCGUCUGUCCCCGUGGGCCUGUGUACUCUGGAGCAUCUCAUGUGCAGACACUCCAGGCAGCUGCGCAUGAGCUCAUUUCCAGUUAAAGGACGGGCAUCUGAAGCAUUUAUCCAGAGGGUUACCUAGACCACAAUUACUUAGAUUUGAGUAUGAUCAAUUAUGACAUCUUUUGGCUGUUAUUUUUUUAAGCAGACUUCUUUCGUAUCUUUCUUACUUCUAAUAUCCAUCCUCGGACUUUGUGUGUUCUGAAUAUUUGCCAUGCUGAGCGGUGAGGUCAUGUUACAUGAUCAUCCUGCACUGUAAUCUCCUUUUGGUGGAUAUUGAAGAGUAUUAAACCUUCCUUUAAAUGUGACAUAAAACAACUUGCGUUAGAGACACGUGACCAGCUCCAUCUCAUAGAGUCAGUGAGAUUUUUCGUUCUCAGUGGGAAGACAUGAUAUCAUCCCACAUCCUCUGGGAUUCCCUAAUGGAAUUGCCAAAGAGCAAACGGAGAAGGAAAGAGGAAAAAAAAAAAAAAAACCAACCUUACUUCCUUGCAGUUUUUACCCUUUAAAGAGCAAAUACCACAGCCACUAGCACGAUUCACACCUCACACAUUUUUUUUUAAAGUUCCAGUGCUUACAGCUCUAGCUCUGGCUUCUGGGGGUGGGGGUAGGGCUGGAAUGCAGCCCUGCCCCCCACCCUCAUCUCAUUGGACCCUCACACUGCUUGGGCUUUUGGCCAAGGCCUUGGACUAUGAAGUCAGUGGUGUAGGGGGGAGGAUGAGCUCACUUGGGGGCCCUGGAGGAAACCCCACAGCCUCUGUCCUUCCCCACCCCAGCAGGCAGUGACCACCCAGGCUCGUCCCGGCAGCUGCCGCUGAGCUGUCCUGGAAUGUGUGACAAGCCCAAAUGCUCCCCGGAGCAUUCCCAAACCGGGAGCUCAAGAACGCUAAUUCGAUUCUGUGUUUUGCCUCAGACUAUACAGAGUUCCCUCUGAACAGCUGUUUAACCAGGUCCACUCGGGAGGGACCAAGCCAGAGGUCCAGUUGAGUGUCCCUGGAAUGAUGGUAUCUCCUUCUGCCAACCUAAGGGCUCCAGGAAGAGGUUGUUGACCUAAGGACAGAGGAGGCUGGCGGGUCUUCGUUACACUGUGAACAGUGUCACGCUGUGCCACUUGGUUCGUCCGGGGGUAUCUCCUAACGAGACAAUAAAAUCCUUUCCUUUUGUGUAA